AAAAUUAAAAGAGGAAAGAAAAUCCGCCCGAGACCAGGCAAAUCCGGAUGGACGAAGGCAGUAUUUCCUGCCCAGCUGCCAAAAGGCAUCAGUUUUUUGAGGCAAACUUGGGCCGGUUUCCGCGGAGUGAAGAAUGACGUCAAAGGCGAGGGCUCAAGACUUCCUCGGAAAAAAAAAGUGGGGGGUUACAGUCAGCACCAAGGACGGAAAAGACGGAAGCAGCUGCGAGAGCUUGUUGGCCAGUCUCUGGGGUGCGGACGGGCGGGACCAAGCAGGCCCCGCCCCAGAGUAGGCCCCGCCCACCGACCGGCAGCUCGCCGCCGCCACCAGGGGUCGCUGCGCGCCGCAGGAGCGAGGGCUGGUCUUUCUGCCCCUCUCCUCGCUGCUCCGCCCGCGGAGCGGUGUCGGCGCCAAAAUCAAACCCGCCCGAGCCGGCCCCGCCCCUCGCCGCGUGCCGGCGCCGCCACCGGAAGACGAGCCGCCGGCGCCAUGUCGAAGAAAAAAGGACUAAGUGCAGAGGAAAAGAGAACCCGCAUGAUGGAAAUAUUUUUUGAGACGAAAGAUGUAUUUCAACUAAAAGAUAUGGAGAAGAUUGCUCCCAAAGAAAAAGGCAUUACUGCUAUGUCAGUAAAAGAAGUCCUUCAAAGCUUGGUUGAUGAUGGUAUGGUUGACUGUGAGAGAAUUGGAACAUCUAAUUAUUAUUGGGCUUUCCCAAGUAAAGCUCUUCAUGCCAGGAAACGUAAGUUGGAGGUUCUGGAUUCUCAGUUAUCUGAGGGAAACCAAAAGUAUGCAAACCUACAGAAAAGCAUCCAGAAAGCUAAAAUCGGCAGACAUGAAACAGAAGAGCGAACUAUGCUAGCAAAAGAGCUUUCUUCGCUUCGAGACCAAAGGGAACAGCUAAAGGCUGAAGUAGAAAAAUACAGAGAAUGUGACCCACAAGUUGUGGAAGAAAUACGUCAAGCAAAUCAGGUGGCCAAAGAAGCUGCUAACAGAUGGACUGAUAACAUAUUUGCCAUAAAAUCUUGGGCCAAAAGAAAAUUUGGGUUUGAAGAAAACAAAAUUGAUAAAAAUUUUGGAAUUCCAGAAGACUUUGACUACAUAGACUAAAAUGUUUGAUGUUGUUGAUGGUGAAGGAGCUAUGUGCUUGUGAAUAUGUAAAUUUUUAUGUUAUCCAGCUAAAGGUACUGAAUUGUCAUUUACCUGUAACUGUCUUUAUUGUUUUAUUAAUUUUAAAUAAAGUAUGGAGUGUGGAUGUUUUCACCCUUUGAUUAGUCAAAAGCAGGAUGUAGCCACGUUCCCUCAGUGCUCAUCAGAGUUAGUAAAACCUGUUAAGCCUACCAGUAAUUUUUUUUAAUAGAUCAAAGCCAUCAUGACAUGAUAACAUUUUUUAGUUUUAUUCAAAUAUUAAGAACCAAGGGUACCUUUGAAGGCUGUAUUAUACAUGCUUGAAAAUAACUUUCAAAACUAAUGGCUGCUUUACUGUUAAUAUUUCUCAGUAUUUAAUGGAAAAUGUGUCUGAUUGAGUCUCAGUAUACUGCAUCAUAUUUGCAAAUUUCCCACAGGAAAAAAUACAGAAAGUUGGUGUUCCUUAAAUUUAGAGUUAGGUAAUAAUUCCUCAAACAUGAAAGCUACUUUUUUUUUAAUGUUUGAUGCCUUUCUGCUGUAACGAAGAAAAGCAUGCCCUUUGUCCUAAUUUAUACGCUUGUAAGAUGAUAUAGUAGUGUUAGUAUAGCAGGCAUACUCAGCUAGGGUUCAGGAAUUUUUUUUUUCAACUACCUUCAAAAAAGAGUAGGUGAAAAAUAAUGUAUGUGUGUCUUGUGUAUAUAUCUUUUUCCAGUUCAACUUUGGCGUUUAGGGUAUUUGCAGGACAAACUUAAAGAAAAGAAAACUCAGGACGAAUGUGUGUAAUGCCCUUUCCACACAUGCCUUAAUUUUUCUCCACACAGUCCAAUUUUUAUAUUCUUUUCAGUAACUUGAAUGAGGUACUCCAUAUGUUUGAAGUGACCCAGAUGUAUCCACACCAUUUGUUAGUAAAUCUGGUCUUUGAGUUGCCGUUGAGUUGCCAGGGGCCUACUUAAUCACUUCCUGGAUGUGGACAGGCGCUUACUGGUCCAACUUUGUUCUCAGGGCUAGUUUAUGUUGCCUUAGGGCAAUAGCUCUUCUCACAGGAGAAAGUAUUUGAUGUAAGAGGCAAAGGGCAAAAAAUAAAAAUAACCCAUCAUAAGCCUUUCCCUAAUACGCUAAUGGGAAUUCCAAAAUUUCUCAGACCUUGUUUGCUGUUUCUUAGAAAGAUGCUUCUGGGAAUUCCCUGGCAGUCCAGUGGUUGAGGCUUCCCAGGUGGUGCUAGUAGUAAAGAACCCACCUGCCAACUUAGAAGGCAUAAGAAAUACAGGUUCCAUCCCUGGGUCAGGAAGAUGCCCUGGAGGCAUGGCAACCCACUCCAGUUUUCUUGCCUGGAGAAUCCCAUGGAUAGUGGAGCCUGGCAGCUACAGUCCACAGGGUCACAAAGAAUCGGACAUGACUGAAACGAUUUCGCAUCCAUGCAUGCCAGUGGUUAGGAGACUGCGCUCUUCUGCCGAGGGCCCAGGCUUGAUCCCUCGUGAAACUAAGGGAACUAAGAUCCCACAAGUGACAUGGCAUGGCCAAGAAAACGUUUUUAAUUAAAAAAAUUAAAAGGUACUUUUCUCUUUAGAGAGGAGGUAUAUAUAUUCAAAAAGAAAGCCAUUUUUAAUGGCUUAAAAGAUUCUAUUUCAUAAAUAUUUAGGUAGCUUCAACAUUUUUUUUCUUUUACUAUCUUGUGGGGCUAGCUGAGAAUCACUUCUCAGCAUUUGCCUGAGAUCAAGUGUAGUAUGGGGGCUUCUCAGGUGGCACAGUGGUAAAGAAUCUGCCUGCCAGUACAGGAGACACAAGAGACGGAGGUUUGACCUCCGGGUUGGGAAGGGGAGUAAAAAAUGACAACCCACUCCAGUAUUCUUGCCUGAAAAAUUCCAUGGACAGAGGAGCCUGGUGGGCUACAGUCCAUGGGGUUGCAAAGAGUUGGACACCACUGAGCGGCUGAGCUCACAGCAUGAGAAUGAUCGUGAUGGAGUCUGUUCAUGAGCUCCCCAGAGACUGGUACCCUCCUAAGCCAGCAAUGUGCUAGUAGAUGUUUAACUAAACUGAAUCUUUGGAAAGUGAGUUCGGGCCUGGCUUAUAGAAUGUGCCUAUUUGUGUGAUAUAAAUACACCCAGCAUAGAGAAUUUCAGAUUAGCACAUAGUGACAGUGUCAGGUUGGAGAAAGAUGCUUGGUAUCGUGUAUUUCUACCGUACAGAUACAGUGGAUGUAAAUCCUCUAGAGCCUAGAUAAGGGUAACAUGUAAAGUAAUUAGGGAGCAAUGAGUUUUUAGUUUUAGUACUAUUGAUUUCAAUGCAGCUAUAGUUCAUCGAAAAGCAAGAGAGUUCCAGAAAAAUUUCUAUUUCUGCUUUAUUGACUAUGCCAAAGCCUUUGACUGUGUGGAUCACAACUGGAAAAUUCUGAAAGAGAUGGGAAUACCAGACCACCUGACCUGCCUCUUGAGAAACUUGUAUGCAGGUCAGGAAGCAACAGUUAGAACUGGACAUGGAACAGCAGACUGGUUCCAAAUUGGGAAAGGAGUGCGUCAAGGCUGUAUAUUGUCACCCUGCUUAUUUAACUUAUAUGCAGAGUACAUCAUGAGAAAUGCUGGACUGGAGGAAGCACAAGCUGGAAUCAAGAUUGCCGGGAGAAAUAUCAAUAACCUCAGGUAUGCAGACGACACCACCCUUACGGCAGAAAGUGAAGAACUAAAGAGCCUCUUGAUGAAAGUGAAAGAGGAGAGUGAAAAAGUUGGCUUAAAGCUCAACAUUCAGAAAACUAAGAUCAUGGCAUCUGGUCCCAUCACUUCAUGGGAAAUAGAUGGGGAAAUAGUGAAAACAGUGUCAGACUUUGUUUUUGGGGGGCUCCAAAAUCUCUGCAGAUGAUGAUUGCAGCAAUGAAAUUAAAAGACACUUAUUCCCUGGAAGGAAAGUUAUGACCAACCUAGAUAGCAUAUUAAAAAGCAGAGACAUUACUUUGCCAACAAAGGUCCAUCUAGUCAAGGCUAUGAUUUUUCCAGUAGUCAUGUAUGGUUGUGAGAGUUGGACUGUGAAGAAAGCUGAGCGCCAAAGAAUUGAUGCUUUUGAACUGUGGUGUUGGAGAAGACUUUUGAGAGCCCCUUGGACUGCAAGGAGAUCCAACCAGUCCAUCCUAAAGGAGAUCAGUCCUGGGUGUUCAUUGGAAGGACUGAUGUUGAAACUGAAACUCCAAUGCUUUGGCCACCUCAUGCGAAGAGCUGACUCAUUGGAAAAGACCCUGAUGCUGGGAGGAAUUGGGGGCAGGAGGAGAAGGGGACGACAGAGGAUGAGAUGGCUGGAUGGCAUCACCGACUCGAUGGACGUGAAUUUGAGUAAACUCAGGAGUUGGUGAUGGACAGGGAGGCCUGGCGUGCUGCAAUUCAUGGGGUCACAAAGAGUCGGACAUGACUGAGCGACUGAACUGAACUGAUAAUCCAUCAUAGUUUGUGUGAUUUCAUCUUAGAGAUGGCUGUGUUAACAGCUGGCCCACUGUUACUUAAUAGUUGACUUGCCUACUGCAGCACAUCACUGUUCUUAAUCUUGAAGGGCUGCUUUUGAGUUUGCUCUUCCCUGAAAUUAGAGAGAACUGAUUAAGAAGCCCGGGGCACUGGUCCAGCAAAACUCUAGGUAAUCAUUAGUCCUGGGUUGGUUUUGUAAUUGACCUCAAGACUGAGGACAACUUUGGUAGACCUAGAGUCAAAUUGCUAGUGAUUCAGGAUCAAAUUUGAUUCAGUGUUAUAUGAUUGACACUCCCGAUGUCAUUUCAAUGAAUUGUGAGGUUUAAAAGGCAUUUGAGAGGUGAUUUCCAUCUUUACAACCUUCUUCACAUGUACCUAUCUUUUAAAGAACCCUAGGAGAAAUUUUGCUGGAGAAGGAAAUGGCAACCCACUCCAGUGUUCUUGCCUGGAGAAUCCCAGGGACAGGGGAGCCUGGUGGGCUGCCAUGUAUGGGGUCGCACAGAGUUGGACAUGACUGAAGUGACUUCGCCACAGUAGCAGGAGAAAUUUUACAGUCUCCUCAUGAGUUUCAAUUUUCAGGGCCAGGUCAGACCACUGAAAUGUCACUUCUGAGGUUGGGCCAGGACCAAAGAAAUCCGUAAGGAUGGAUUGGGUACCACUUUUCCACUGAUGUUUGCUGCAUCAUUAGUCUAAUAGGAUUAGGAAAUUCUUGGCCUGUCUCAGAAAUUGAUGCUAUUAUCCUAAACUUUACCAAACAUGAUUCUAAGGGAUUAGAAAAGAAAAUGAGUACAGCCAAGAAGCAAGAACCACCCUAAUAAAUCUUGAUCAGAAAAAUCUAAAUUAUAAACCCAGUAAUACUGUUUUGGGGGUUUUUUGUUUGUUUAAGAACAUGAUUGGAGUAAAAUAGAAAACAUUUUCUUGCUGAUAUGCCAUCAUUGUAAGAGCAGUUACAAUGAGACAGGUGGUGGGAGGGUGUCAAAAUUAUACAUAAAUCCCCUUUCAGGAUGUGCUUCCUGAAUACUGUCUGUAUGCUAGGAGGAAAAAUGGACUGCAUUGUGAACUGUCCCACUGCAGUGAAUUUAUAUUAUACUAACUCCAGCUUGAUUUUUAAAAAAUGAUUUGUAAGAGAUAAGAGGUCAGGUGAUAUGACUAUCUUUGAAUCUCAAGGCUAAUGAUUUCUAUUAACCAAGAAUGGCAAGCUACCAUCCCAAGAGCCAACUUCAAGGCCCGAUUUUUACAGCCCUGGAGCUAAGAAUGCCUUUUUACACUUUUUAAAUGAUGUAAACAUAGGAGUAAGCAACAGAGGCAGUAUGUAGCCUACAAAACCUGAAAUACUUAGCAGCUGAAACUUUACAGAAAAAGUUUGUCAACUUUCAAAAGAUCAAAAGCUGACAGCCUGUGGUCUAGAUAGAUAGACAUGCAAGGCAUAUUUUGCAUAACCUGUAUUUUAUUUUUUAUUUAAAUUAGUUGUCAGCACAGUCACAUGUAAAAUGUCACGCACAUUUCUAGCUUCUUUUGGAAACUGAAUGAUUCAGCAACCCACAUGGCAGCGCAUCUGCUAGAGGUGAGAGGACCCAGGGAGGGCGAGUGCACCUUUCUCCCGAAGUCACUCUUCUGUUCCAGGUGGCACUCUGAUGUGAGAUCAAGCUUUAGUCUCAGCUUUUCAAAUUCCCUAAGAAAAAUCCUGGUGCCAUUUUUUGUAUUAAAUGUUUAACAUAGAACUGACAUCUUGAUGGUGAAGCAUUCUGUGCACAAACAAGCGAUGUCUUUCCGUAUACUCAGACAUGCUUUUAGUGUUCCCUGCAGUUUUGUAGAUGGGCUCGCCUGGUGACUCAGAGAGUGCGCAGUCUGCCUGCAGUGCGGGAGACCUGCCUUUGAUCCCAGGCUCAGGAGGAUGCCCUGCAGACGGGCAUGGUAACCCACCCCAGUUUUGUUGCCUGGAGAAUUCCAUGGAUAGAGGAGCCUGGUGGGCUACCAUCCAUGGGGUCGCAAAGAGUCAGAUACAACUAAGCAACUAACACACACAGUUUUUCCAGUGGUUUUAUAGUUUUCUUCAUAUAAAAUUUUUACCUUUUUUAAAUGUAUUCCUAAGUAUUUUAUCUUUUAUUACCAUUUUAAAUGGAGUUUUUUCUAAUGGGUUAUUUAUGUAUCUGGAGGCUGUUUUGCAUAUUAACUUUGCAUCCUGCCAUCUUGCUAAGUUCUUUUUUGAGUUUGUUUUAUAAUUCUUCGAAGUUUUCCAGAUAACCUAUCAUAUCAUAUUCAAAUAGACAUAGUUUUAGUUCUUCUUCUCUCUUUGUUUUCUCAUUGAUUGCAUCAGCUAAUACCACUCAUAAAACUGUAGUAGAGGUAGGAACAUCUAUCUUAUUUCUGACUUCAGUAAGAUGUCAGAAUUCUGCAUUAAGUAAAAUGCUCUCCUUUCAUUGACAAUGUUAAGGAAAUAUCCUGUUUUCUCAAGAAUUUGUAUAAGGAAUGCUUGUUAAAUUUGUUCGAGUUUUCCCCAUCUAUGGAGGUAAGCAUAUGAUCUUUCUUUUAAAAUCUAUUAAUAAAGUGAAUGAUAUUAAUAAAUUUUUCACACUCAACUAUCUGUACAUUCCUGGUAUAAAACCUACUUAGUCAUGGUGAAUUAUUUUCUUAAUGUGAUAUUAGAAUUAGAUAUUAUGUAGAUACUAAUAGUUAUAUGGAUAUUAAUAGUUUAGAAUUUUUGCAUCAAUAUUCAUAUUCAUAAUUUUUUCUUUAUGUGCUAUUUGUACAGAUUUGGAUAUCAGUGUUAUACUAAUGUUAAUCCUUAAAAGGGAUUUGCAAGUUUUCUUUCAUCUGCUCUGAAACAAUUUAUGUAAUACUGGGAUUACCUGGCUUCUGAAGAUAUUCAACUAUAAUUUUCAACAACAAAACCAAAAUCUGGAUCAUUCUGAACAUAUGAAUUAGUGCUGUUUUGCUUUUCACUUAAGAGUUUGGAAAUUUUGUUCAAAAAAUUUGUUUUACUUGCUAUAUAUUAUUUGUUCAUAAAGAUGUUCUAAGAUUUAUACACAUUUGGUUUGUUUUCAGUUGCAUGCUAUUUCAGAUGGUGUUUUCAUAGAACAUUCCCAAACAUCUGUCUGUGCAUUCAUAGGAGUUCUUGAUAAGAGAAAAAAAGAAGCUCUCUUGUUUUGUACUCAAGAAGACUAUUCAUGAAGAACUCUACAUGCUCUACAAAGAUUAUAAGUAAUGUAAGAUAGAGCUGAGUUUUAUAGAAAAGAAGGGGAAGGGUAAUGGCUUUGAGGACUUUUUAAAUUGCUUUUUCAAUGGGUUUUCAGAAAUGGAUUCUAAGUAAUUUUUUAUUGCAACAAUUUGUAAAAAAAAAUGUGCUGGGACUCUAUUAUCAAAAACAGAUUUGUAAAAAUUAACUGCCUUUUAGCUGAAAUUUAUUAAUUAGAAAGAAAAUUUGUAAUUAAUGCUCAGGUUAUCUUUAGGUUAAAGACUAGCUUUUAAAGGUUAAAUGCCAAAUGCUUUCUGAAAACCUCCCUAGAAUGUGCCUCACCGAUGUGGAGACUGGGUUUGAUGCAGGAAGGGCGGGUUACUUUGCACGCCCUCACCUGGAAGGCAUUGUGUUUCUCAUAGCAUUUGGAAAAGUAACUACGGGAACUUUUUGCACAUUUAAAUUGAGCAGAUAUGUCAUUUUUUCCUGUCCAGUUGUGGUUGUUACCGUGUUUAGGUCAACUUACUUUUGACUUACAUGCGUUUCCUGUGUUGUGUGAGCUCUGGGGACCCACACCUGACUGAGUUUAACUUUCUUAUUAGCAAGUUUCCAUCAGAGCAGAUUUGGUUUGAUUCUGAGGUCAACUGGAACAAAUACUUUGCUUUUAAGGACGCUAAUAAAAUCAGUUUAUAUUUA
Molecule: messenger RNA, 8439 nt
Organism: Dama dama (fallow deer)
Lineage: Eukaryota; Metazoa; Chordata; Mammalia; Artiodactyla; Cervidae
Gene: MND1
Product: meiotic nuclear divisions 1
Exons: 8
Coding region: 490-1107 (205 amino acids)
Biological process (GO): reciprocal meiotic recombination
Cellular component (GO): nucleus
Molecular function (GO): double-stranded DNA binding
Source: RefSeq, a predicted model, not a curated record